AGUAGUUUUAGGGGGUUGUACAGCAGGGAGAGGAGGUUGAACAGUUGUUAGUGGGGCUGCAGAAGACACAGAAGGGAGAAGGGGAUGGUAUUUGCCUGAGGAGAGCAGUGGGGGCUGAACAGAAAUCAGACUGAGAGCAGACAUAGUUGAAGAUAUAGCACAGCACAGAGAGACGAGAUAGUAGAGCAGGGACAACAGAAAGGUACAAAAGCAGAACUUUAGGAUUUUCUACACAGCAUACAAUAUACAUUAGGUAUGAAUGGCAUAGCACAGUGUAUAAAGAAGAUUUAUUCUGCACAGAGUAUACAGUAGGUAAAUGCUGUAAAUCGCAGAGUAUAAAGUAGUUAAGGGCUGCAGAAAGCAUACAGUAGAUAAAGGCUACACAGCACAGAGUAUACAGUAGGUAAAUGCUGUAAAUCACAGAGUAUAAAGUAGUAAAGGGCUGCAGAGAGCAUACAGUAGAUAAAGGCUGCGCAGCACAGAGUAUACAGUAGGCAGGGGCUGCAGAGAAAAGAUUGUACAGUAGGAAGAGGCUGCACAGAGUAUUGGAAAGAUGGGGACUGCACACUGGAGCAUAUACUAAAAACCUUAUUGUACCUUCAGCACAUCAAACUCAAGCAGCCUGGUGUCUUGGAGAUGAGGAUCUGAAGAUUAUUUUUUGGGACACAACAGAGACUUUUACAGUGAAAGAAGCUUAGGAAGUGGAAAAUGUUUCCAUCAGGAUAUGGCACUCCUUAUAUAAUAUCACUGACAAUACACAGUAAACCUGAGAGCCUUGGACCUGUGUUCAGUCCUCUGUCUGUGAUCCAAUGAAAAUCUAAUCUAAAAGACCAUGGAGAAUAUAUCAUGGUUUGGUGCCCCCAACUCUUCCUGCCACCCCACAGGAAAUUUUUGCCAACCCAACAUGACACUUCCCAGCAGCCAAGAGAUGUCCCCUGACUUCUACAUCAUCCUCCCUAUCAUCUACACUGUCAUCUGCGUUGUGGGGUUGACAGGAAACACCGCCGUCAUCUACGUCAUCCUUAAGGCCCCCAAAAUGAAGACAGUCACAAACCUUUUCAUCCUUAACCUGGCUAUAGCCGAUGACUUGUUCACCUUGGUUCUUCCGAUCAACAUUGCAGAAAUCCUUCUCCGUUACUGGCCAUUUGGUGUUGUUCUGUGCAAAGUGAUAUUGUCCAUAGAUCUGUACAAUAUAUUCUCCAGCAUCUAUUUCCUGACUGUUAUGAGUAUUGAUCGGUAUUUAGUAGUCCUGGCCACUGUGAGGUCCAAAAGGAUGCCUUAUCGCACGUAUCGAGCUGCCAAAGUCAUCAGCCUUCUGGUGUGGCUGCUGGUCAUAGUAAUUGUUUUGCCUUUUACCAUAUUUGCCGGAGUCUACAUAGAUGACAUGGACUUUAAAAGUUGUGGCUUGAAUUUCCCCAAACCAGAGAAGUUGUGGUUUAAAGCAAGUCGCAUCUACACGUUGCUAUUGGGCUUUGCCAUCCCUGUAUCCACAAUCUGCAUCCUCUACAUGGUCAUGUUGUACAAACUACGCAAUAUGAGGCUGAACUCAAAUGCUAAAGCAUUGGACAAGGCAAAGAAAAGGGUCACUGUCAUGGUCUUUGUUGUGGUUGCUGUUUGCCUAUUCUGUUGGACUCCCUUUCAUUUGGCCACCAUUGUCUCUUUGACCACAGACUUACAGGAGACAUCUCUAGUCAUUGGCAUCUCAUACUUUAUCACCAGCUUAAGUUAUGCCAAUUCUUGCCUCAACCCAUUCCUUUAUGCCUUUUUGGAUGACAGCUUUAGAAAGAGUUUUCGGAAACUGUUGGAGUGCAAGCCAGCCUGAAUACAGUUUCGGUUAUGGACAUCCAUAAAAUCGCAUUGUUCUGUGUGUUGGUUCUGGAUCUACUACAUUAUCUUCAGACAAUGGGAUUACUCCAUUUGGGAACUGGAAAGUCAAUAUAAAUCAAUAUAACAACAUUGGUCAUUCCCAACUUCUUGUGUAAUUUAAGGUGAUAUAACGUGGUUAGAGAGUGUUGACCAGUUUAUAUGCUGUGAAUACAUCUCAGGUCAUAAGACUUGCUAGGUAUAUAUAGGACAUGUGCAAUACACUCAAGGUAUUUAUUAGACUCCUCUAGAUUUAUUCCUCCAGCCAUUCUCAGCAAUUGGUUCGUAGUGUAGUAUCUGUUGUCAUAAACUAUGUCAAUAUGUUCAUUACUAUGGAAACUCUUUCCAAAAUGUUUAUGGCAUUACUCAACUGAGGAUGCUGGGAAGUUGGUUCUUCACCUUCUCCAUUUUAAUAGCGAUGAUUAGUUCAUUCAUUUUUGAGGUAGAGCUAAUGUUUCUCGUGUGUUUUCAAGGUAUUCUGAGCUAUGAUGUUUAUAUAGACUUAGGAGCUCCCAAUAAACAGCCAGAGUGAA
Molecule: messenger RNA, 2396 nt
Organism: Xenopus laevis (African clawed frog)
Lineage: Eukaryota; Metazoa; Chordata; Amphibia; Anura; Pipidae
Gene: npbwr1.S
Product: neuropeptides B/W receptor type 2
Exons: 2
Coding region: 833-1822 (329 amino acids)
Source: RefSeq, a predicted model, not a curated record